Messenger RNA from Bombus huntii, 3923 nucleotides. RefSeq names its product ubiquitin carboxyl-terminal hydrolase 16 (gene Usp16-45). The transcript has 15 exons. NCBI's taxonomy places the organism in Eukaryota, Metazoa, Arthropoda, Insecta, Hymenoptera, Apidae. Bases 183 to 2939 code for a protein of 918 amino acids. The record is from RefSeq and is a predicted model, not a curated record. Gene Ontology annotation, molecular function: zinc ion binding; cysteine-type deubiquitinase activity; cysteine-type endopeptidase activity. Gene Ontology annotation, biological process: protein deubiquitination. Gene Ontology annotation, cellular component: cytosol; nucleus.
ACGAGAACCUUCUUGCCUUCCAUGUUGAUUUUUCACAAUUAAUCAUGACUCAAUUUUCGGACGGUUUUCCCUAGGCCUUAAUAUACGAGUGUCGAGACCUGUUUAUAUGGUCGUAGUAGAGUACACGCACAGUAUAUGGAUUGUGCAAGCAUAGUGAUUGUUACGUUUGAAAAUACAUCAAGAUGAGUAAAAAACGUAAUCGACAACCAGAUGCAAAUGGAGAGUUAUAUGAAUGUUCAACUGAUUCGUGUAACGAAUCUAAUAAUACAGAUAAUAAAUGUCCACAUAUACCAAAGGCAGUAAAUUUUAAUAAAAUUAAGAAAUGUGUCAAUAAAGUAGGAAUUAGUAUGGAAUGUUCAAUAUGUAAAAAGUGCAAAAAUGAUUCAUCAAAACUCAAUGAAAAGGAAUGUGUAACAAAUUCAGCUGUAUUGAUUUGCUUACAAUGUGGAUAUCAAGGUUGUGGAAGAGAAGAAUGUGGUCAUGCUUUGGAACAUUAUAAGAAGCCACAUAGUGAUUGUCAUGUUAUGGUAGUUGAGAGUCUUUAUUGGAGUGUUUGGUGUUUUCAAUGUGAAACAAAGAUUAAUAUUGGCUGUAGAAAAAAGCUUCAAGAAACAGUGGAGUUUAUAAAAAGAUCUAGUACAGUAAAAAAUUCAUUACAAACUAAGACAUCAAUAACACAAUAUCAAAAUGAAACCGUAGAUAUAAGUAAAGUAGAUAAAGAAAAAGGUUUAUACAAUUUGCCUAAAGUAGGGGGUUUAAUGAAUUUGGGAAACACCUGCUUUUUUAAUGCAGUUCUGCAAUGUCUAGCACAAACACCUUUCUUAGUCAAAGUUCUUGAUGAUUUGCGUCUUCCUGGACAAAAAUUCAUUUUACCAGGAGGCAAACAUAAGUUUGCGAAUAACUCAGAAGAAGUUGAUCUACCACCAAUAGAGGGUAUUUUAGAAGGUUGGGGCAGUUUUACCUCAAUUUUAUGCAAAACACUUACAGAAAUGCAAAAUACUGAUGAACGUCAAUCUUAUCGUCCAUCAGAGUUGUUAAACUCGUUUAAAAAGAAAACAACGCAAUGUAUGGAUGGAGGGCAACAUGAUUCGCAUGAACUUCUCAGACAUCUUCUAGAAAUAGUACGAAAUGAAGAUCUCAGGAGGUACCAGAGUAUAAUUCUGAAAGAAGUUGGUUUGAACGAAAAAACUAAUCCAGAGGGUGUAGAAGAAAACCUCAAAUCACGUGUAAAAUUUUAUGGAAAUCAGGCUAGCUCAAGAUUACUUGGACCAGAACUUGUUUUUCGUGGAGUUUUAGUUUCAACAUUAGAAUGCUUGGACUGUCAUCAUUCUUCACAGAGUACAGAACCCUUCUUAGAUCUCAGUUUGCCGGUUAUGGCAGAUAAACCACAACCACCAGUUUUGAAAAGAAAAAACAAUGGCUUUGAAGAUACAUUUGAUAUAAUGGGAAAUAAUAUUUCACAUGUACCUUCAAAAUAUCAAUCAAAAAAAGAAAAGAAGGCUGCUCGGAAAAAACGAAAAAAUAAAAAACAAGACAUUCGUGAUCAUGGUGAUAGUUCUGUCCCGGAUAAAAGUAAUACUGUUGGAGAAAAUAAUAGUGUACUUGAAUCAGAAGAAAGCGAUGCAGAUGUGGAAGAUAAUGCAGAAAUAGAAGGCAUUCUUCCAGAAGUUGCUGAAUCAGGUUAUAGUUCAGAAAAACAGUCUACGUUAACAAGUCCUGCCUCUCCAUCGACCGAUACGAUGAAAGCAAGGGAAGCUACUAACGAAAUACCAUUGGAUAAUGACCUACAAUUUGGUGCAACAAAUAAUAUUUCCUUAAUACAACUUUUAAAUCGUUUUGAUGCAAAUUCGUUGCCCAGUUCGAGUUCGAAUGCAUGUACACCAAAUUUAUCGCAAACAAAAGCUUUAGAUGCUCUAGAUAGUUCUGAAAGCUUGGAAACUGAAAGUGGAAUCCAAACUAGAUUUUCUAUAUCUACUUCUUUAGCAAUGACUUCGGAUUUAACAAGUCCAGAAGAUCCAACUGUUAGUUUCAACCCGAUUAUGUCAAAAGAAAGUUCAAGUUCUAUGAUUACUUUAGCAAAUGAUGAAACUGUGGAAAGUAUUAAAUUAUCAACACCUAGCCUGAAUUUAAAGGAUUCUGUUAACCACAUCGAACAAGAAGCAUCUACGUGUAAUCAAUGGAAAACAAGGAGAAAAACAGAAGAAUGUUCUAAUGACGUUAAUAAUAGAAUUGAUAACAUCACUUCUGGUAUUUCAAAAAUAGGAAUUAAUGGUAGUCUUCAGCAAUCGCCUACUAGAUAUACAACUAAGGAAGGAGAAUGUUCCAUACAAUCGUGUUUAAAUCAGUUUACAGCUUUAGAAUUGAUGAGUGGGAGCAAUAAAGUUAGUUGUGAAGCUUGUACUGCCAGAGAAAGAAAGGUGAGACCGAAUUGUAAGAUGAUCUGCACUCCAAGUACGAAACAAUACCUGAUCUCUCGAGUACCCGCUGUUCUAAUCCUCCAUUUAAAACGAUUUCAAGCACAACGAGUCGAUUUUCGAAAAGUAACAAGGCAUGUUUCAUUUCCAAUAUUACUUGAUCUAGCACCUAUCUGUAAAAAUCAUAAAAAAGCUAGAAUUUAUGCACUGUAUGGUGUUGUUGAACAUAGUGGAACUAUUCACGGUGGACAUUACGUGGCUUACGUAAAGUCACGAUUAGCACUAACAUCAGAUGAUCCUCGAUGGUCAUUUUUGCCACCAAAAGAUGUUAGAGAUUUACAAGAAAGUUCAUAUUCUUCGAGUUCUGAGUCUGAAACUGAAGAAGCAGCUGCAGUUCCCUCAUCGACAGUAAGACCGCCACCCGGUAAAUGGUAUCAUGUUUCGGAUUCCAGAGUAACAGAAGUCGACGAAACAACUGUGUUACAAAGGCAAGCCUACCUCCUAUUUUAUGAAAGAAUUCUUUGAGCAUUUUGAUAAGUCUCAACCUGAGAUCAGCGAAAUCUGGAUUUUGCAACAGUAAAAUGCAAGUCAAAUGAAAAAUAAUAGAGCUAAUCUUAAAAUAUUAUAAACGACGACCAUUUAGACUAAUCAAGAACAAUACUAAAAUUUAUUUCUGGAGAUUUAGAUUUUAAUUUAAAAUUGACUGAUAUGUACGUCAGUUUGCAAUCGAUAUCAAAUGGAAAUUUUUAUUUAAAAUAGUUUUUCAUUCAAAUUAAUCACGUUGAGAAUACAUUAUAUAAUAUUCUUUUAAAUUAAUACAUGAUUUUACUAUACUUACUAGAACAUAAUUAUAAAAUUUAUUUAUUUUAUCAAAUAUUCAAUAUAUUUAUGUGCACAACCAUCUGCUAUCAGAUUGUGAGGAAGAUUUCAGAAGGUCAACAUUCUGAUAAAGUAUUAAAAUACUGCGAGUAAAGAUGAAAUUUAUGUUUAGAAUAAAUACAUAAUUAGUAAAUUGAAUUGGGGAUUAAUAUUUUAAUCGUUAAUUAAGUAAAAUAAUACAUUGACUUUUUAACAAAAUUGUUCUAUGUACUGUUACUAAUGAUAAAAUAAGUGUAAAGAUACACAUUUCAUGCUUACAAAUUUGAUGUCUUAUUUUUUAAAUGUUCAGCUAAUUGAUACCGUUUUGUAUUUUUAAAAAUUUGUUUCUGAACCAGUCAAAGUAAUAUUUAAAAAUAUAAUAAAUUUUAAACACACAAGUUACGGAAUAAAGAAGCUAUUUGUAAAAGUAAUACAUAUUUUGCAAAUAAGGAUAAAACUAUAAAUUACUACUUAUUUUCUUUUACAUGAAUAUAACUUAAAUUUUGUGCUGCUGGUAUGGAUAUGAUAUUAUCAUGAUUUACUUUAAAUGUAGUCAAAUUCUAGAUUGAACUUAAUUAUUCAAAUACAUGUAUUUAUGUGUUUCAAUUGCAUUUAUAAGAAUAAAUUACUAUUAAGUCCAAUUAUCAUAAA